This is a messenger RNA of Closterium sp. NIES-67, 3649 nucleotides long. NCBI's taxonomy places the organism in Eukaryota, Viridiplantae, Streptophyta, Zygnematophyceae, Desmidiales, Closteriaceae. The record is from the annotation of a GenBank genome assembly.
UGCAAUGGUACAAGCCGCAGUACAGUACAAAACAAAUACCUCGCAUAAUGAGUCAACAGUUGCGCAUCCGAACUGCUCCUCCUACGAUUCGCCGCAGGCUCCAGACUUGUAGGAUCCAACCAACCUCCGCGCCGCCAACUAGUAUUUUGCCUCCCGAUCUUUGAAAAAUCGGGAGAAAGCUCCAUGCGAAUCGCGAGGCAGAGUCGGUCUGUGACUCUGUGAGCCCAACCCAGCGAGGGUUCUGUCAGCGACAGCGCCUGCGUAUGAAUGACCCGACAGCUGAGAUUUCGAGCCGAAAGAAUCGAAUGACUGAACUGCUUGCGACCUUUCCACUGAAAACUGAUCGAAAUUGUUAGAGAAGGGAUGCGUCGCCCCGUUUCCUGUUCAUAUCUCCGAGAUACCGGCCAGACGCCGUCUGAGAUCGAGAUUGCGAGUUUGAAGAUCGAGAGAGCUGAGUGAAUCAGCUAUACGUACUGUGCCUGCCAAUUCCAGAGAAGAAAAGGCGGAUUCGGAAGUAUACUACAAAAGAACUUCUCGAGACCACUGUCGCACCGCGGGCAUUUUUUACUCCUGGUCAGUGGAAACCGGCGAAUACUGCCCUGCAUAUUGACUCAAACGGUCACGCCGGCGAAUCCCUCCUCCCACGUUUUUUAUCGCCGUUCUCACGGCAUCGCGGCGACGAGUCGCUGCCGCGGCGGCGAAUUUCGCCGGGUGGGAAUCGUUUGAAACGAACGGCCGUCGCUGAAUGGACGGCGGCGGAGGAGCGAGCGACCGCGGCGGAAUGACACCACGCGAAGGAGCGAGUGGCGGAGCAGGCGACCGCGGCGCGGGCGGCGGCGUCGGCGACGGCGUGGGCGACGAAGUGGGCGACGACGGUGGGAGCGACGGGGUGGGCGACAGAAUUGGCGACGCGGCUGCUGUGGGCGACGAACUUGGCGACUCUACGGCGACCGCCGCCACUACAGCCCUUGCUGUUCAAGUUGAUGACCAACUUGAAGGUCAACUUGGCGACACGCCAUCACCAUCCCCAGCGCUCACAGUCGGUGCGGCGAUUGUGGUUGAAUCCCCCAGUGAGCGCAGCAGGAGGAAGCGGGAGCAGCACGCCACCGCCACCGCCACCGCCACCGCCACCGGCAGCGGCAGCGGCAGCGGCAGCGGCAGCGGCAGUGGCAGUGGCGGUGACAAGGAGAGACGAACCAGUGCCAGUAGUUCGAGAACUCCCACUCCCAGUGGUGUGGGCCAGCAUGGCGGCUUUCCAGCGGCGUCACAGCGGAAGAAAGCCGCUAUUGUUAAGGAAGCUACCGUUACACGGAAGAAAGCUACUCCCACCGCUUUCACGCCUCGUGGGAGCCGCAGGAAAACGGUUUCAGCGUCGCGUGAGUUUGAAGACUCGUGCAACAAGAUGCUUGCUGCCGCCAUCGCCCGCAACCUCCGCGCCCGGCUGGCCUCUUCCGACCAACACCUGCAGCCACAACCAGAGGCACAGCCACAGCCACAGCCACAGCGACGGAGUGUCGGCACGGCUGGUGCUAACUUCAUGUUACGAUCUCCCAGGCCAGGAAAUCGGAGUACGAAAUCCCCGAGGCUGGCAGUUCCCCGUGCAAGUGAGUCUGGUGUGGGCCAGUCAUUCCCGGCGUCGCCCUCUGGAGCUUCUGGCAAUUGGGGCCCCAUGGAUGUGGAGCCGAGGUAUACAAUCGGCAUGUGCGGUGGGGGGGGUCACGGCAGCGGGGCUGGUCGCGGAAGUGGCAGGGGUGGUGCCAGUGGUGGUGGUGCUCCCAGCAAUUGGGGCCCCAUGUAUGCGGAGCCAAGGCAAAGAAUCGGCAGGCACGGUGGCGGUGGGGGUGGGGGUGGUGGAGGCCACAUGCGUGGUGAUGGUGGUGGGAACGCGGGUGGUGAUGGCAACGUGGGUGGUGAUGGUGGCACGGGUGAUGAUGAUGCUGACGACGUCACGAGUGCUCCUAUGGAUGUUUCUUCCCGAGAUGGAGGUGAUUAUAGCGAGGGAAAGAAAGGCACGCUUAUGAUGCCCCGAAGCCGCACUGUUCCUCUUUUCGGUCAGGAUAUCUCUCGGAGUCUGGAUAGACCGUUGGAUCUCAAGUCCCUCUCGUGGCCGAGAUCCCCUGUCUCAUCACCUGCCACUCCAGGAGCCCACAUGACUGCAGCUGGUGAAAAUGCGGCUGCUAUAAAUGCUGCUGCUUCAAGUGCUGCUAGUACGCCCGCUGCUCCACUUGGGGCUAACAGUCCCGUCUGGCCUGUGCCGGCUUCUGCUGCCGUUGCUCAAUUCAGGGGCCUGGUCAGUUCUGAGGUUGCUCAGGGGCCUCAGAACAAGCCGACUGCUGUGGCUGCUCAGUUCAGGGGCCUGGUGAGGCGAAUGCCGUCUCCGCCACUAGACUCGACAUCGUUCCAGGCCUCUCAGCAGCUAAUUCCAGGCAUCCUCGCUCUUACCCCUCCUCCUACCCCCACUGCUGCUCCCACCACUGCUACUGCUACUGCUGCUUUUGCUUCUGCUGCUGCUGCUGCUGCUGUUGCUGCCGCUCCUCCUGUGCACGGGUCCCCUUUCUCUGGCCCUACAGCCAUGCUGCAUUCCUCCUCCGCAUCGCCUCCUGUUCCCAUCACAGUGCGUGCCACUACAGCGCCCAUGGCAGACCCCUCCACAACCGCCCUAGAGAGCUGGCGUGCUCUGGUGCAUUUCUCCUCUGCCUCACCUCCCGUCCCCAGUGCGAUGCAUGCAGCGGCCGCUGCAUCCGCCUUGCCAGGCCUCUCCAUGCCUGCGUUUGACUCCUGGCACGCUCAGCUGCUCGCUCGUGCGUUCACACGAGGCGCCGGCAGCAGCAACGGGGGAGAGGGGAGUGCUCCAUUGAUGCACCAGCAACAAGCCAUGGGAACCUUCCCCUCUCACCAGCUGAGGUACCCACAAGGAGGGGCAGCGGCCACUUCAGCAGCACUCAUACAAAACACGAUGGUUACACAAGCCAUGUCUGGCUUUUCAUCCUUGAAUAUGCAUGCGCCUGACGCUGCCGGACCAAUGCGUGCUGCAGGUCCAGCAACAGGCUCGGCGAUGGUCACAGGAGGUUUGGUAAGGGAGGAGACCUGUCCGGACGGACCUGUGGUUGGUUCGGCGCCUUUAAUGCUAGGUCAGGUGGGGGCUAUCCAAGUGGAGGGACGGAUGAUUGUGGCUCGGAGUGCAUGGGCGCAAGAUCUGGUGGCGAGUCACCUUAGGGAGAAACAGCAGCAGGAGAGUGGGUUGGGAAACAUCCAGCAGCAGCAGGAGUAUGCUGAGUCUAACCUUCGAGCAACACAAACAGGCUUGCCACACGUUACUGUACAGCACAAUUCGAUACACCCAUCUUCAAGUGUGGAGAUGGAGACGGAGGGGAAUACGGAUGACUACACUACGUCUAUAGAAGGUAUACAUGUGACGCCUGUAGGUCUUCCUGAACAGCCAACCCAGGACGUAACUGCUACUGUACAUAACUAUACCAUAUGUGACGCUGAAGGGCAGGAAGCAGGAACUGAGGAGAAGACAGAGAGUGGAGAGAGGGGGGUAUUCUUGUUCGGAAAGCGUGUGAUCUAGCUUAGGAACUUGCAUAGUACUACAUGUAUUUCUGUCUGUCAUGUAUAGCCACCAAUACUAAUUCAAUUUAUUCAUGUG